AUGGCGGACGAUGAUGAUGCAUGGCUGGUGGCGGGUACCAUCAUUAUCCUUGCGCCUGAUGCGACGACAUGGGAAGGUGACGAAGAUGACAUCUAUGGCGCAGGCAUGGAACCGCGGUGUCUGCGCAAGCAAUUAGGCGACCAGAAAUGCAAAUACAAACGCUGGGGUUCGCGCUGUAACCGCUUCCAAUGUCUGAGCAAGAACAAGCAAGCCCGGGCUCGAGUUCGCAUGCGCCGCGAGGGUGGCUGUCAAGCAGCCGAGCUGGCCUCGGGUCUCCGCACCAAGUGGACGUCCGGCCGCCAUUGCCCUGAUCUUCAGAAUUUCCAACCCAAGGACCGGCCUGCAAACAAAAGACAGCAAGCAGUGCUCUCGCAGCCAAAACCAAGUGGCCAGAAAAGCUCGCAGCCCGUUCUGUCGCUCACCAGUGCGAUGUUUGGUGCCAAGCAGGGAACGCUACUUGAAGCUGAAGACGAGGCUCUACUAAAGUGGGUUCGAGACCAGCAAUGCCUCCAACACUAUGAGCCCAGGCUGUGUGAGUCCAUGUCACCACAAUCGCUUGACGGAGAAACCGGCGUCAAGCUCAAUCGUCGCCGCUCGCGGCGAGCUGCUCGUCUCCAAGACCAGAGCACUAUUGCGACACGGGUGGAACUGUACCUCGACACGAUGCGAGUGGAUUUUGAGCAAAAGUUGGCUGAGAAGGGGCACUGUAGCCCGAUCAUCAAGCGCACAGAGGUCCUGCAAGAGCGCAUGUCGCAGCUGUGCCACGCUAUAGCCAGGGCACCUGCCCGAAAGGUCAUGGGGAUCAAGGACUACAACCCCCAACUUCGCAAGUCGAAGCAAAUCAAGUGGCUUCGUCGCAAGGGGGAGAAUCGCUCCUCCACUGCCGAUGCCGGACCGGCGGGCAUUGUGCAGACCUAUCAUGGUACCGUGAGCGUUUGUGCCAGCUCGAUCACCAAGGAAGGGCUCAAACUGCCCGGAUCAAGCUCUCAUGUGACCAUGCGCAAUGGCCAGUGUUAUGGAUCCGGCAUUUACAGCGCAAAAGACUUGGGCAUGCCUCUCACUUAUGCGCGAGGUUCACAGGCGUCUGUGUUUUGCUGUGCGCUCUUUGCCGGCGAGAGAUCAGUCAGCACACAUGGCAACAUCUAUGUUAGUGUAUCUGAACAUGCCAUCAUUCCCAUUUGGCAGGCCGUCUUGAAAUGA
Monosiga brevicollis MX1 is the source of this 1200-nucleotide messenger RNA. RefSeq lists its product as uncharacterized. Bases 1 to 1200 code for a protein of 399 amino acids. NCBI's taxonomy places the organism in Eukaryota, Choanoflagellata, Craspedida, Salpingoecidae. The record is from RefSeq and is a predicted model, not a curated record. The transcript is spliced from 2 exons.